UUCACAUCGGACAAUCUUUAUUGUGAAAUGUGAAUUACCAAAUGUCAAAACCAGCACAAACAAACGAUGUACAAUUAAAUUAAAAUAGAAAAAGCAUUGUUCCGUUUGGAAAGAAAUAAUUCAUUGUAAUAUCAGCUUUUUUAUAGCAAACCAUAAUGAACGAAAUUGACGAUAAGUUUUAUUAUGUGUACAGUUCGUCAUUAGAUCACAAAGUCGAGAUAAAAAUUGGCACCCUUGAAGGCAAGCGAGCCAAGCCAGAAUAUGACAAGUUGUUGUCGGACCCCAUGCUCAAAUUCUCGGGACUGUAUCAAGAAGGCUGCUCUGACUUGUAUGUGACCUGUCAAGUGCUAUGCGAUGGGGUACCUCUUGCAUUGCCAGUUACAACAUCUUAUAAAGCAUUUACAAAUCGAUGGAACUGGAACGAAUGGGUGACUCUUCCAGUAUACUACAGCGAUCUGCCACGGAAUGCAAUACUAGCAAUGACAAUAUAUGAUUGCGCAGGACCAGGAAAAGUGAUGGUGGUCGGUGGUACCACUAUUUCACUGUUUGGCAAACAUGGAAUGUUGAGACAGGGUAUGUUCGAUCUCCGCGUGUGGCCCGGUAUGGAGGGAAGCGAGAGGACGCCAGGGAAGGCGCCGGACCGCGGGAAGGAACAAAUGCAGAGAUUGGCUAAAUUAGCCAAGAAACAUCGUAACGGACAUAUUCCGAAGGUGGACUGGUUAGACAGACUGACGUUUCGUGAAAUAGAAAUGAUCAACGAGAAGGAGAAGCGGAACUCGAACUACAUGUAUUUGAUGAUUGAAUUUCCGACGGUUCAAAUAGAUGGCAUUAAUCACGCCGUUGUGUACUACGAACAAGACGGUGACGAAAUGUAUCAGUUCAGAGCACAAGCUGAAAUUGUCACCGUGCCCGACUACGAGAUACUGCAGGAGAACCUGGUGGAGUCGAAGCAGCACCGGCUGGCGCGCUCGCUGCGCUGCGCCGUGCCGGGCCGCGACGCCAAGCCGUCGGCGGCCGAGCGCGACCAGCUCGCCGCGCUGCUGGCCGCGCCCGCCGUGCUCUCCGCGCUGUCCGCCGACGACCAGGACCUGCUCUGGAAGUACCGAUUCUAUUUAUCAUCACACCGUCGAGCGCUUACCAAGUUCCUGGCGUGCGUUAAUUGGAAUCGACCAGGUGAAGUUAGACAAGCGUUGUCUAUGAUGAAGCAAUGGGCGCCGAUGGAUGUCGAAGAUGCCUUAGAGCUACUGACACCGAAGUUCACGCAUCCGGCUGUCAGAAAAUAUGCAAUAUCGAGGUUGAAACAAGCGCCCGAUGAAGAUCUACUACUUUACCUCCUACAAUUGGUGCAGGCUUUGAAGUACGAGGACUACAAAGAGAUACACGAGGAGUAUGCAAAAAUAUGCGGUAAGGAGGUGCCCGCGUAUACCGAUUCGGACGGGAAGUUGAUGCAGAGCGGCCAAAGAGGCAGCCAGGCCAGUCUCCUCUCCGCGUCCAUGUUGACAACGAGCGAAAUGACGUCAUCGUCUACAAGCCGACAUUCUGCUGAAGCUGUGGAGGAACCGGUCAGUGCCGACAGCACCAUCGGUGAUAACGACGAACACGGGUCUGAGGAGCCGAGCCUGGCCGGGUUCCUCGUGCGUCGCGCGCGCAGCAACAGUGUGGUGGCCAACUACCUGUACUGGUACCUGCUCAUUGAGUGCGAGGACGAGGUGGCCGGCCGGGGGGGCGACCUCGCCGCGCGACGCAUGUACCUCGCCGUCAUGCGCACACUCUCGCACCGCCUCGCCACAGGUAACGCUGACCACCAGCGCACCCGGUCGUUCCUAGCGCGUCAGCAGGUGUUUAUCGACAAGCUGGUGAAGCUCGUGAAGACGGUGGCGAGAGAAAGCGGCAACAGGAACAAGAAGGCCGAGCGGCUGCAGCAGCUGCUGUCGGACCCCGACGCCUUCAAAUUCAACUUCACGAACUUCGAGCCAAUGCCCUUCCCACUCGACCCGAAUGUUAACAUUAAAGGAAUAGUCGCUAAGAAGGCGAGUCUUUUCAAAUCAGCUCUAAUGCCGUGCAAGCUGACGUUCCUCACGAGCGAGGGCUCCGAAUACGAGGCCAUCUUCAAACAUGGAGAUGACCUGCGACAGGACCAGCUCAUUUUGCAGAUGAUUACGCUCAUGGACAAGUUGCUGAGGAGGGAGAACCUGGACCUGAAGCUGACGCCGUACAAGGUGCUGGCCACCAGCUCGCGGCACGGCUUCCUGCAGUUCGUGGAGUCGGUGACGGUGGCGGAGGCGCUGGCGGCGGAGGGCAGCAUCCAGAACUUCCUGCGCAAGCACGCGGGCGCGCCGGCCGCCCCGUACGGCAUCAAGCCCGACACCAUGGACACGUACAUCCGCAGCUGCGCCGGCUACUGCGUCAUCACGUACCUGCUGGGCGUCGGCGACCGCCACCUCGACAACCUGCUGCUGACGCGCGGGGGGGCGCUGUUCCACAUCGACUUCGGCUACAUCCUGGGCCGCGACCCCAAGCCUCUGCCGCCGCCGAUGAAGCUCAGCAAGGAGAUGGUGGAGGCCAUGGGGGGAGUCCACUCCGAGCUCUACCACGAGUUCCGCAAGCUCUGCUACACGGCUUUCCUGCAUCUGCGCAGACAUGCAAAUCUAGUUCUGAAUCUGUUCUCGCUGAUGGUGGACGCCUCCGUUCCCGACAUCGCCUUGGAACCCGACAAGGCCGUCAAGAAAGUGCAGGACAAGUUGAGGCUGGAUCUAGGCGAUGAGGAAGCGGUUCACUUCCUGCAGAACCUUCUGGACAUGUCUGUGACAGCUGUCAUGGCGGUGCUGGUCGAGCAGUUCCACAAAUUCGCGCAGUAUUGGCGAAAAUAACAUUCCUUAAAUGUUAACUCGAAGUAAUAAUAGACAAUACGGGAGUUAUACUAAUUAACUAAGAGUGAGCUUACACGCUGAAUACCAAGUACAAUAUGGUAUUGUUGAUGAUAUUGCUGUUUGCGUUUUCUUCAUUUAAAUGAUGAUAAUGAAGCACCAACAACGUAGCUAUUACCACUUUAAGAGAUAUUAACCAAUCUUUGUAUAACCAAUACACCAUCAACCAUGACAGCUAAGAUAAUUCCCUUGAGCCUAACCAAACUGAAACACGACAUUACAAAAUACUACUGGUUGGGUAUGUAAUGUUGAAUAGGAUUUACUGGUGGUAGAGCUUUGUGCAAGCUCGUCUGGGUAGGUACCACCCACUCAUUAAAUAUUCUACCGCAAAACAGCAGUACUUGGUAUUGUUGAGUUCCGGUUUGAAGGGUGAGUGAGCCAGUUUAAUUACAGGCACAAGGGACAUAACAUCUUAGUUCCCAAGGUUGGUGGCGCAUUGGUGAUGUAAGCGAUGGUUAACAUUUCUUACAAUGCCAAUGUCUAUGGGCGUUGGUGACCACUUACCAUCAGGUGGCCCAUAUGCUCGUCCGCCUUCCUAUUCUAUAAAAAAAGGGAGGGUACCCUUUUUUCAAAUUCAAAUGAGCAUAAACAAAACCCUUUGGCCAAGUUUAACACUCUGUUAAUAUUUGCAAUUGUCAAUAGUGUUGAAUGUGUAAAGUCAUUCUAAUAUUUCUUACACAGGCUCAGGUACCCCUUUCUUAAUAAUUAAUUAUCAAUAUACAAUAUUAGUAAAGUUAUUAAGUUAUUAAUACAAAUAUUCCGAAGUAUAAUGUUAUAUUUCAGAACAAUGUCAAUACUGGAACUUGUAGAAAAUGUUUAAAGUAUUGUAUCAUAGCGAAUGAUAUAUACAUUUAAAAUUUAAUUAAUUUUAACUCCCGCUAGUUUUGUUUCUUAAAUAGUUCUUUAUUAUAAUGUUUCUUGCCAAUGAAAUAUUUUAAAUGUUAUAAAAUAUAGUUAUAUAUUUUAAUGUUUUAAGUUGUUUGUUUAUUUUUCAAUUUGAAAAAUAUUACCUAGCAACAGAGAUAUUUACUUAUAGCUCGAUGUACAUAUUUAUUCAUUAUUGUUGUAAAUAUUACAGUUUUGAUGAAAAUAUCAUGAUUGUGUGACUAAAUUCAAUAUAUUUUUAUAGUAAUUCAAUUAUUAUAAAAAUAUAUGUUAAGAGAAUGAAAAUAUUUCGAGGUAAUUAAUUAAUUUAGUAAAAUUAAAGAAAAAAAUACUUCAAGUGUAUGUGAAAUGUAUUUUUAAAGAUUAUAGUUUAUUAUUUCUCUGGUAACAAACUUAGUGAAAAUACAUUAUAUUAAAAUUUAAGAAAUUUCAAAUUUAAAUAUAAGUAUGUAUAAAUAAAAUUAUUAAACAUGUUAACCAUUGGAUAAGAUAUAUUUUUGUUUCUUGCAUGGAAAACGAUUAUUUGUUUAUUUACUGUAAAUGUCUUAAAUCGAAGUCACAAGAAUAUAUAUUGCUGUGACUGUUGUAAAUAUCAAGAAAUUACAUUAAGCAUAAACAUAAAAAAUUAGACAGAAUUUUUAAUGUCAAAAAUACUGCGCAUUUCUGAUUUUUAAUUGGCUAAUAAAUUUGUAUUUAAUUGACAAUUCAUUUAAAUUACGCACAUGUAAUAAUUAGUUAUUUGAUUGAAUACUUAUUCAAUAAUUAUAAUACAACUUGCCUCGGAUAAAAAUGUAUGUAAGAGCGCUCGAAAAAAAAAUUCAGCAACUUCAUGAAAAUAAUUUAAAUAUCAAAUUGGCCCACAGUAGUUGUAAGGAAGUAUAUUUGUAAUUUUCUACUGUGAUAUUUACGAAUAAAGUAUUUUCAUACA
Messenger RNA from Nymphalis io (European peacock), 4740 nucleotides. It is a transcript of the gene Pi3K59F, whose product is annotated as phosphatidylinositol 3-kinase catalytic subunit type 3. Gene Ontology annotation, biological process: autophagosome assembly; autophagy of peroxisome; phosphatidylinositol-mediated signaling. The record is from RefSeq and is a predicted model, not a curated record. Gene Ontology annotation, molecular function: 1-phosphatidylinositol-3-kinase activity. The transcript has 18 exons. Gene Ontology annotation, cellular component: phosphatidylinositol 3-kinase complex, class III, type I; phagophore assembly site; peroxisome. NCBI's taxonomy places the organism in Eukaryota, Metazoa, Arthropoda, Insecta, Lepidoptera, Nymphalidae. The coding region runs from base 156 to 2870 and encodes 904 amino acids.